This is a messenger RNA of Sphaeramia orbicularis (orbiculate cardinalfish), 2114 nucleotides long. It is a transcript of the gene l2hgdh, whose product is annotated as L-2-hydroxyglutarate dehydrogenase. Bases 146 to 1489 code for a protein of 447 amino acids. Lineage: Eukaryota; Metazoa; Chordata; Actinopteri; Kurtiformes; Apogonidae. The transcript has 10 exons. Gene Ontology annotation, molecular function: (S)-2-hydroxyglutarate dehydrogenase activity. The record is from RefSeq and is a predicted model, not a curated record.
UCCAGAGCGGGAUGGAAGCUAGCUAAACACCGGGAAGACAACCACCAGAGGAGGACUCAAACAGCAAACACAGACCUCAGGGGAGUCAGUCUGGCUAUUGUACAAUGAAGAGACGAAUCUGACGUGCUUUUUUGACACUUCGAAGAUGAUACGGAUACUAAGCGGGGCGUCUUUUAGGGCUGUUUGUACCGCGCAGUUGAAGCAGUUGAAGGGCAUUAGAAGCAGAGAGCUGCACAGUAAUUAUGACGUGGCCGUGGUGGGAGCGGGCAUCGUGGGUUUGGCCACAGCCAGAGAGCUGAUUCUGCGACACCCAUCACUCAGCUUCAUUCUGCUGGAGAAGGAAAAAGAGCUUGCUGUGCACCAGAGUGGGCACAACAGUGGAGUCAUUCACAGUGGGAUCUACUACACCCCAGGGUCGCUGAAGGCCCGUCUGUGUGUACGAGGCGCCACUUUAGCCUACGAGUACUGUGAGAAGAAAGGACUGCCUUACAAGAGAUGUGGAAAGCUCAUUGUUGCUGUGGAGCAGGAGGAGAUACCUAGACUGAAAGCGCUUUACGAACGCGGCCUGAAGAACAACGUGCGUGACCUCAGUAUCGUCGACGCUAAGGGCAUUCGAGAACGAGAACCAUACUGCAGGGGUAUAAUGGCUUUAGAUUCCCCGUACACUGGCAUCGUGGACUGGAGGAUGGUGGCUCUCAGCUACGGCAAAGACUUUGAAGAGGCAGGUGGAACAGUGAAAACUGAAUACGAAGUCAAUGAUAUUUCUACGGUGAAGGAAAGUCCUGCAGGAAGCACAGAAGGAAUGAAAUAUCCAAUUGCAAUCAGAGACACAAAGGGUAAUGAGGUGCGUUGUCGCUACGUCCUUACGUGUGGUGGUUUGUAUUCAGACCGCCUAUCGCAGAUAUCUGGCUGCAGUCCGGUGCCUCGGAUCGUGCCUUUCAGAGGAGAUUAUUUGGUCCUGAAACCUGAAAAACGCUACCUGGUCAAAGGAAAUAUCUACCCUGUCCCUGACCCUCGUUUCCCGUUCCUUGGUGUUCACUUUACCCCUCGGAUGGACGGAAAUAUUUGGCUCGGCCCCAAUGCAGUGCUCGCCUUCAAAAGAGAGGGUUAUAAUUUGUUCGACUUUAACGUCAGAGACUGUGCUGAUGCUUUGUCAUUCAGGGGCCUUCAGAAGCUGGUACUGAAGAAUAUGACAUAUGGAAUUGGAGAGAUGUAUAGAGGCGUUUUUAUCGGUGCACAGGUUAAACUCCUGCAGAAAUACAUCCCUGAAAUCGCACUAAGUGACGUACUCAGGGGUCCUUCAGGAGUUCGAGCCCAGGCUCUUGACCGUGAUGGAAACCUCGUGGACGACUUUGUGUUUGAUGGGGGGGUUGGCGACGUGGGCAGUCGGGUCCUCCACGUACGUAACGCUCCCUCUCCAGCUGCCACGUCCUCCCUUUCCAUCGGUGAAAUGAUCGCAGAUGAGGUGGAGACUCGCUUCUCACUGUAGAGAAACAUGGAAUCACAGAAAAAGGAAUACCAAAAAAGAAAAAUUAGCUUCUGGUCACCAUGUGAAGCCAAAAUGUGCCUCUACCUCAACAUCAGUUUUAUUUUAGAGACAUUUUAUAACAGGUCAAGCCUUAAUUUAGAGCAAGAAAAUGAUGUGUUUUGUCUUAAUUAUAUUUUAGGACUGUUGUACUCAUGUCAUGCUAUUAUAGGAGGUCUAAAAUGUUUACUGUCUAUUGCUCUGCACUACUUUUGCUUUAAAAUGAUCAGUUACUUAAUGUGAAAAUGUAGAAAAAUAGCUCUAAAAAUCUAGUCAUCAGUUUGCAAUAUUAAAAAAAUAAAUAUUUUGAAUAUAUAAAAACACUAAAUUUGAUGUGAAUGUAACUUUUGGGGGAAAAUAGACUCUUUAAAUUCUAGAUUGUUAAUUCUAGAUUGGAUUUGUUCUCCUAUUUUGUAUGUUUGUGUGUUUUUAUUCAACCUCUGAGAGCAGUUUAUCUUUGUCGUUUUAAUAUUGUAUGAAAAAAACUGCACAUGAAUUGAUUUUUCUGUCCAGAAAGCUGUAACUUAUUUUUGUGUAAUGCACAGCUAUAGCUACAGAACGCACAGUGUACAAAGAAAUACGCUACAUU